AUGGCGCAGCAACAAAACCUGAUGGAUCAGGACAAACUCUGCUGUUCAAUCUGUCUGGAUCUACUAAAGGAUCCAGUGACUAUUCCCUGUGGACACAGCUACUGUAUGAGCUGUAUUAAAAGCCACUGGCAUGAAGAGGAUCAGAAAAAGAUUUCCAGCUGUCCUCAGUGGAGACAAACCUUCGAACCGAAGCCCGCCCUGGUGAAAAACACCAUGUUGGCAGAUUUAGUGGAGGAACUGAAGAAGACCGGACUCCAAGCUGCUCCAGCUGAUCACUGCUAUGCUGGACCUGAAGAUGUGGGAUGUGAUGUCUGUACUGGGAGAAAACUGAAAGCUCUCAUGUCCUGUCUGCAGUGUCUGGUCUCUUACUGUGAGCAGCACCUCCAGCCUCACUAUGAAUCCUCUGCCUUUGAAAAACACAAGCUGGUCGACCCCUCCAAGAAGCCUCAGCAGAUCUGUACUCGUCAUCGUAAAGUGAUGAAGGUUUUCUGCCGCACUGAUCAGCAGUGUAUCUGUAUUCUCUGCUCCAUGGAGGAACAUAAAGACCAUGACACUGUCUUAGCCUUCACAGAAAGGACUGAGAGGCAGGGAGAGCUCGGGGUGAGUCGGCAAAACAUCCAGCAGAGAAUCCAGAAGAGAGAGAAAGAUGUGAAGGUGCUUCAGCAGGAGGUGGAGGCUCUCAAUCUCUCUGCUGAUAAAGCAGUGAGGGGCAGUGAGAAGAUCUUCACAGAUGUGAAGCUGCAGAUCAGAUCUCAUCAGAAAUCUGAAGUGACUCACUUCAACAAGCUUCAGGAGAAGCUGCAGCAGGAGAUCACUGAGCUGAGGAGGAAAGACACUGAGCUGGAGAAGCUCUCACACACAGAGGAUCACACUCAGUUUCUACACGAUUACCCCUCACUGUCAUGUCUUAGUGAAGCUACAGACUCGCCUAGCAUCAGUAUCCGUCCUCUACAGUACUUUGAGGAUGUGACUGCAGCUGUGUCAGAGGUCAGAGACAAAUUACAGGACAUUCUUAGUGAUGCGUGGACCAAGAUCUCGGGGCCUGAAGUGGAUGUUUUACUGCCUCAGGCAGAGCCCGAGACCAGAGAGGAAUUCUUACAAUAUUCAUGUGAAAUCACACUGGAUCCAAACACAGCACACACACGGCUGUUAUUAUCUGAAGGGAACAGAAAGGCAACAGUGAUGAGUGACAGACAGGUAUAUUCAAGCCAUACAGACAGAUUUACUGACAUGUUUCAGGCCAUGUGUAGAGAGAGUCUGAGCGGACGUCAUUACUGGCAGGUGGAGAGGAGUGGAGUUGAAGUUUCAGUAGCAGUCUCAUACAAGAACAUCAGCAGAACAGGAUAUGAAAGUGGAUUUGGAAAUGAUGACAAGUCCUGGGCUUUAGAGUGCUUUGACAACAGUUAUGGGUUCAGACAUAACGGUAUUAGCACUUUAAUCUCAGGCCCUCGGUCCACUAAAGUAGGAGUGUACCUGGAUCACAGUGCAGGUGUUCUGUCCUUCUACAGCGUCUCUGAAAACAUGACUCUCCUCCACAGAGUCCACACCACAUUCACUCAGCCUCUCUGUCAGGGACUUGGUGUUUUUGCCUUUUAUGGUAACGCCUCUGCUGCUAAGUUCUCGAAGCUUGAGUAGAUAGAAGCGGUGUGACUGGCUAGGUAAUACUUUUUCUUUUUGAUUGCAUCUGAUUUUCAUUUAUUAUUUAAAUCAGUAGCUAUAAUCCAUGUGAAAUGUGGCAUGAGUAAUGUUUAGUUCCAGAACAUUAUGAUUAUGAAGAAAACAAAAUCACUAAUUGAUUCAUGUUUGGAUUCACAGUCAAAGACACCGUUAGAGUACAGAUGUGGUUUAUUCCCUUUAUACUCUAAUGCAGCAGUCUGCAACCUUUUUGCACCACCAAAACAUAUACUUUAAUAUUACAUAAUGUAAAUGUAAUUAUUCCAUUUUAUAUUAUGCACUUUAUUUAAUUUUUAUAAAUAAAAUACCCUGCAGACUAAUGUAAAUAUAAUGUUUACAAUAAAUAUUACCAACACACAAAAAAAAGGGUUUAUUCUUUCUGUGCGGCCCGGUACCAAAUGAUCCGCUGCCCGGUACUGGUCAGCGGCCCGGUGGUUGGGGACCCUGCUCUAAUGAAUGAAGUUUCCGAGCUGUUGCGACACUAAUAAAUUAUUUUACUACAUUCCAGAAGUAUUAGCCUCAGGUACAGAAUCUGUAGCUGAAGGGCAAAGCAAAGCCAAAGUGCUCGUAUUGCACUACUUUUGAUAUAAAUUGUUUUUGUUUAGAGUUGCACGGUAUUUAAAAAUGCACCCUUACUUUUAUUCUUCCUUUAUUGUAUGUGAACAAUUGCACUUUCACUUUUGAUAGAUUGUCUUUUUAUAUAAACCUGGUUUAUGACCGUUC
Molecule: messenger RNA, 2397 nt
Organism: Cottoperca gobio
Lineage: Eukaryota; Metazoa; Chordata; Actinopteri; Perciformes; Bovichtidae
Product: E3 ubiquitin/ISG15 ligase TRIM25-like
Exons: 1
Coding region: 1-1635 (544 amino acids)
Molecular function (GO): zinc ion binding; protein binding
Source: RefSeq, a predicted model, not a curated record